GACUUCAACGCGAUCCGCGCGUUCGUCACGGAUCAUCUUAUGAGCAUCAGCGACCAAAAGGCGUUGAGAUAGGGUCAUAUUGUCUAAAUCCCGAAGAGCGUCGCGAUGAAUCAAGUCGAAAUCAUCCAGCGGGCUGUCAGCUGCCCGUUCAUCUCUGGUCGGACUCGGAGAAUCUGUGACGCCCUUCCCUUUUUCUUCUCGCGACAAACGACCUCUCAGAGGCAUGAUCCUGGAUUUAGGGGACGACUACAACCGCCAGACGAUACCGACAAGCCUGUGUGAAGAGAAAUGUACCUAGAGAGAGAAAGUAAAAGUAGAGAGAAGGGAGAGAAAGCGGAAUACCUGAACUUGCAGAGAAGAAUGACGAAAGCCAAAGGGAGGAGCCUAUUUAUAGCAAAAACAAGGGCACAUCCUCCGAAGCGCAAUCAUUAGGUCUAAAGAAACCUAAAUGGGCCUCAAAGGCCGCCUAAAUACCCAAAGGCUUACUCGCGACGGUUCGGUUUCUCGUUCAAACCGAUCUCUAAUCGAGAUGCCAAACCGAAAUUAAUCCCUGAUUUCGGUCUAAACCGGUUUUCUAACGAAAACCGAUGAGAUAAGCUUGAGCUCUUAUAUCGAAGUAAUUCGCCUACCGAGUAAAACGUGCCUCCGUGACAAAAACCUCGGCGAGCAAAGCAGAUCAUGAAGAAGUACUACUCUAAGCGACUAGAAACGUCAAUAAAGCGGCAUGCGACUAAACACGCUAGGACCUGAUAUACGAACGAACCUGACCCACAAAUUCACUGAGACCGCUAUGCCGCUCACAAGUGAACUGGGGGGGGGGACUUAUUGUAGGAGAUGGAUUACAUCCCUCCACAAGGCCCAUCGAAUAACAGGCCCUAGCCCGGCAAGCUUGACCAGUUUAGUCGGCUUAAGCGGCAAAAGGUGUCGGCUCGACCCAGAGUACUUUUAGGCGAUCAGCUAAGCCGACUAAAUACGCUCGGCUUAUAGAGAACAGUACCAAGGCCCGCAUACUCGGCCUUUAACGACAGGGCCCAAAGGACGACACGAUUAAGGCAUCACGGACGGUUACACUAUAAGAGGGGGAUGAGGAGACAACGAAAGGGGGACUUUUGGACAACACACACAGAAGCGGCUAGAUCUAGGGUUUCCUAAUCAUCUCUUUGAUCCUGUUGCUUAAACCUUUGAUCUUGUCUCCUUAUUUCCCGUCAAUCUUGUAACCUCUUGUUUGAUUCUAAUAAAAGCGUCUUUAGUCACCUCAUUCAUACGUUCAUUAUUCUAAUCAACCGAAUCCUGCAUAAACAAACUGCUGGCAUAAUAGCCAUGUCUGCGACAUACCCUAUGGAUAUGGUUCGUGGAAGGCUAGCUGUCCAGACUGCGAACUCUCCUUAUCAAUAUAGAGGAAUUGCACAUGCUUUGUCAACUGUCGUGCGUGAGGAAGGUCCACGUGCCUUGUACCGUGGUUGGCUUCCAUCAGUGAUUGGAGUUGUUCCUUAUGUGGGCUUGAACUUUGCUGUCUACGAGUCUCUAAAGGACUGGCUAGUUAAAGACAAUCCAUUCGGACUGGUGGAGAACAAUGAGCUGACCAUUAUAACGAGACUCUCUUGUGGUGCUAUAGCUGGAACGGUUGGUCAAACGAUUGCUUAUCCGCUGGAUGUGAUUCGUAGGAGAAUGCAAAUGGUGGGGUGGAAAAGUGCGUCCUCUGUUGUUACAGGAGAGGGGAGAAGCAAGGCUUCGCCUGAAUACAACGGUAUGGUUGAUGCAUUUAGGAAGACAGUUCGUCAUGAAGGCUUUGGAGCAUUGUACAAGGGUUUGGUCCCCAACUCAGUGAAGGUGGUACCAUCAAUUGCGAUUGCAUUUGUGACAUAUGAGAUGGUGAAAGACGUUUUAGGAGUUGAGUUUAGGAUAUCAGACUGAGUCAGUUUGAUGAUAUCUUCAAGAAGAGAGCACACUUUCUAUUUUUGUAGCCGAGGAGACAGAAGAGAAGCUCGAAACUUAGGUGCUUUUAUUUGAAUCUCCUGCCAGCAUCCGUUGAAGGGAUGAAAGGCUAUAGGGCUUUAGCCAGACUUUCUAUUUCUUUCAUCUUUUUUCGUUCUUUCUUUCUAUUUAUAGAUUGAGUGUUCUUCUGAUAAUCAAAUAAGUGAAAAGCCAACUAUAGAUAGCAAAACCUAUUUGCUACUACUGAGUUUGUGCUUACAGGUUUUGGUUGUCUUAAAUUUCCAUUAUUUUUCUCUUAUGGAUUAGUUGAAUAAUUCAUGUGUUUUUGAAGAGAGCGUGCCGUUUUAGUGAUCUAUCAA
Brassica napus (rape) is the source of this 2294-nucleotide messenger RNA. Its product is annotated as mitochondrial adenine nucleotide transporter ADNT1-like. Gene Ontology annotation, biological process: transmembrane transport. The transcript has 4 exons. Bases 1321 to 1914 code for a protein of 197 amino acids. Lineage: Eukaryota; Viridiplantae; Streptophyta; Magnoliopsida; Brassicales; Brassicaceae. The record is from RefSeq and is a predicted model, not a curated record.